AUGAACCCUUCCAUCACCAGUGCAGACACACGCGCAUACACACAUGAAAAAGCUGUGAUGUGGACAACACGCCCAGAAUACAUGCCCAGAGGCAGGACCACUCUACAGACGGGGCACAGCGCUUCCAGCCUGCAGGCGGAGCCCCAAGUGAGGCCCAUCCAUUACAAAACCAGCGUUUCCGGUGAGAGCGCUCGAGAGCCCUCCUGCAGUCCUGCACUUGACCCCUCUGCCUCACAAAACCCUCCCACACGGAGUCAGAUAAAGCUUCGCUCCGGGGCGGUGACAAGCCGCGGCUCUGCUGGGCUUCAUCUGCAGCUGGCAGCACAGAAGGCCCUGCUGCCCUGCAAACAGCCCUGA
Molecule: messenger RNA, 357 nt
Organism: Rangifer tarandus platyrhynchus (Svalbard reindeer)
Lineage: Eukaryota; Metazoa; Chordata; Mammalia; Artiodactyla; Cervidae
Source: the annotation of a GenBank genome assembly